GUUGGUGAGAAGAUCUCCUUUGAUGAAAAGGGAGAAUUCAUUGGUGGAUAUGAUAUUAUCAACUGGGUCACAUUCCCAAACCAAUCCUUUGUUAGGGUCCAAGUUGGGAUGGUAGAUCCCACAGCUCCAGCCGAGAAGUUCUUCAAUAUUUCUGUAGAUUCCAUCACGUGGCCAGUUGGAUUUAAUCAGGCAUUACCUCUAUCUCUGUGUAAUGAUCCCUGUGAGACAGGAUACAGCAAGGAAAAGAUAGAAGGGACAUCCUUUUGCUGCUAUGGUUGCCGUCUGUGUCCGGAGGGGAAAAUAUCAAAGGAGAUGGCUGUCAUCACAGCAUCGGUUCCACCAUAAUGGCCGCCUUCUCUUCUGCCGGUUCAAGGGGCUUUCUUCAGGUCAAACGAGGAGACUGUGCUUUCCUCGCAACCAAUGAAGCAUCCACUCUAUCUUUGUCACCCCUACAGGGUGUCCUUCAGCUCUGUAGAGCCUCUGGGCUGAAGUAAUCAGCGAGACUUCAUGGAGCUUCCGCUAGUCCACACCGCUUCACUGUGACAUCGGCUGCCUUCUCCAAUAAAGUUAUUAUUCG
Messenger RNA from Pantherophis guttatus, 577 nucleotides. NCBI's taxonomy places the organism in Eukaryota, Metazoa, Chordata, Lepidosauria, Squamata, Colubridae. The record is from RefSeq and is a predicted model, not a curated record.